ACCUUAAAUACAUAUCUUUGAGGGGGGGAAAUGUCCAGUUUAUAUCUUGGUACCCCCUCGUAUACUCAUGUGUGUGCCUGUGUGUACUCUGCUCCACUGGCCUCUCUCUGGGCCAGGCCCCUGGGGAGACGGCUCCCUGUGAGGGCUCUGCCCUCCGCCUCUGCAGCCUGCUGAGUCCAGAGCCGCUCUGCACAGUGCUGGGGAGGCACUCUGGUGUAGGGGUCGGCAGUUUGAUGUGGAGAACUCUCUUCCUGAACCAGAGGGUGUGGUGGGCACAUGUCCUAAGAAGCCAGUGCUUCAUACCGUAGUCCACUGAUUGUCACACCAGCACGGUUGCUGCCACCCCAAUUAGAGGUUGCUGGCCAGGCCUGGCCCUCGGCCCCAUGUGGCCCCUGGGGAAUCAGGAGCAUCCCUCUGCAUACACUCCAGGGCCAGCUGAGCCCCUUAGUGCAGGAUCUGGGGCUUCCCGCCCUGCCCGAGGUGCAGCCCCAUCACCCCUCACCCUUGCAUGGGCCUCUCAGCUCCAGUGGGCAGCUGGUGGAGAGAGGCGCUACGUAUGUGGUCAGCCUGGCCUCGCCAGGCAACUGGAGUUGGGUGGGCCCAGGCCUGGAGUCAGAGGCUUAUGGGCGUGUCCUUGGCUGGGCAGACCAAUCUGCAGCAGCCCUGGCAGCCCAGAGUCUCUUGGGGUUCUCUGACUGGGCCCUCUGUCCCCCGACAGCCACACCCACUCGCCCGGGUCUAUGGCCACCGUGCGGGAGUGGUCCUGUGCGCGCUGCACCUUCCUGAACGGGGCCGGCCAGCGACAGUGCGCCAUCUGCGAGGCACCGCGGCAGAAGCCGGACCUGGAGCGGAUCCUGCGGCUGAGUGUAGAGGAGCAGAAGUGGGCCUGCGCCCGAUGCACCUUCCGCAACUUCCUGGGCAAGGAGGCCUGUGAGGCGUGCGGCUUCCCCUCCGACCCUGCCCAGCGGAAGCAGCUGUGGGUGGCCCUCAUCGAGAAGGCGCUGGCCAAGCUGCACGGCUCCUACUUCGCACUCCAGGCGGGCCGUGCCAUCGAGGGCCUGGCCACGCUCACCGGGGCGCCCUGCGAGAGCCUCCUGCUGCAAGUCAGCUCCACCAACCCCCGCGAGGAGCCCGUGGACACAGACCUCAUCUGGGCCAAGAUGCUGAGCUCCAAGGAGGCUGGGUUCCUCAUGGGCGCCUCCUGUGGUGGGGGUAACAUGAAGGUGGACGACGCAGCCUACGAGAGCCUGGGCCUGCGCCCACGCCACGCCUACUCCAUCCUGGAUGUCCGGGAUGUGCAGGGCUCCAGACUUCUGCGGCUCCGAAACCCGUGGGGCCGCUUCUCCUGGAAUGGCAGCUGGUCAGACGAGUGGCCUCACUGGCCUGGUCACCUGCGUGGGGAGCUGACACCCUUGGGCAGCAGUGAGGGCGUCUUCUGGAUGGAGUACAGCGACUUCAUCAGGUACUUCGACUCGGUAGACAUCUGCAAGGCCCGCUCGGACUGGCAGGAGGUUCGGGUGCAGGGCUGCUUCCCCCGCUCGGCCAGCGGGCCUGUGGGCGUCACUGCCCUGACCGUGCUUGAGAGGGCUUCGCUGGACUUCGCCCUCUUCCAGGAGGGCAGCAGGCGCUCGGACGCAGGGGACAGCCACCUCCUGGACCUGUGCAUCCUGGUGUUCAGGGCCACGUUUGGCAACAACACCCCUGUGGCCAGUUCCUGCUCUGCCUGUGGGGGCCCCCGGAGACUGUCACUGCCCAGGAUCCCCCCAGAGGCGCUGGUGGUUCCUGAGGUGGUGGCCCCUGUCGGCUUCCAUGCCAGCCCUACCCCACCCCCAGCAGGCCUGCCCGGGGACAACACCGAGGCCACCCCCACCUCCACCAGCCAGGGUAUACCCCCAGCCGACCAGGAGCCCCCCAGAGUGGUACCCUUCAGCCCCUUCUCACCCCCACUGCAGAACCACCCUGUGCCCCGGAGCCGCCGGGAGGUGCCCCCCCAGCCACAGCCCUUGGUACCUGAGGGCACUCAGCCCUCCGCCAGCCCCAAGGCCCCCCAAGGCCCGGGCCGGGCUCCUCCUGGGCCCUCCCGUGUGGCAGAGCUGCUGUGCGGCCCUCGGCUGGGUGGGCUGGAGACGGCAGCCGAGAGCGGCACAAGCACGCCCAAUGAGGGCAGCAGCGCCACGCCGGGCCGGGACAUCAUCGACCUGACGGGGGACUCCGUGCGCUACACCCCCGCCAGCCCCUCCAGCCCAGACUUCACCACCUGGUCCUGCGCCCAGUGCACGCUGCGCAACCCCACUGCGGCCACCCGCUGCUCUGCCUGUGGCUGCUCCAAGCUGCAUGGCUUCCAGGAGCGUGGUGAGGGCCCCGCCCGCUGCCCCGACUGUGGCGCCGAGCGGCCCCGGCCCUGUGGCAGCACCUGCUGCGGCCGCCCCCCCUCCACCCGUAAGGCUGCCCGCCUGCUGCCCGCUGCUCCAGCCGAACGCCGGGACCAGUGGGCCUGCCCAGCCUGCACACUGCUCAACGCGCCCCGAGCACGCCACUGCGCCGCCUGCCACACCCCGCAGCUGCUGGAGGCCAAGCGCCAGGGUGCCACCCCCCUGCGCCGCCGGGAAAGCGUGCUGGUGGAAAAGCGGCGGCAGACGGACGAGGGCGAGGCCAAGGCCCUGUGGGAGCACAUCGUGGCCUUCUGCCGAGAGAACGGCGUCAGCUUUGUGGAUGACAGCUUCCCACCGGGACCCGCUUCCGUGGGCUUCCCCGAGGGCGAUGGCGUCCAGCAGCGCGUCCGGCAGUGGCUGCGGCCCCAUGAGAUCAACUGCUCUGUCUUCAAGGACCCUGCCAAUGUGCCAUGGUCCGUGUUCUGCCGGCUGCGGCCCUCGGACAUCCUGCAGGGGCUCCUGGGGAACUGCUGGACAGCCAGGUGUGCGGUGUGCAGAGAGCCCGGGCUCUGUGGGACAGGCCUCCCGGGCCACCUGAAUGGUGGGCGGCAGAAUGGGACCCCCAGGGUGUGA
Echinops telfairi (small Madagascar hedgehog) is the source of this 3005-nucleotide messenger RNA. It is a transcript of the gene CAPN15, whose product is annotated as calpain 15. The coding region runs from base 741 to 3005 and encodes 754 amino acids. The record is from RefSeq and is a predicted model, not a curated record. NCBI's taxonomy places the organism in Eukaryota, Metazoa, Chordata, Mammalia, Afrosoricida, Tenrecidae. Gene Ontology annotation, biological process: proteolysis. Gene Ontology annotation, molecular function: calcium-dependent cysteine-type endopeptidase activity. The transcript is spliced from 9 exons. Gene Ontology annotation, cellular component: cytoplasm.